AUGGCUGCUGGAGACAACAGCGGCAGGCCUCCUUGCCUCAGCUUCGCUGGCCCGGGUCCUUUGGGAAACAGCCAGCCCAGCAAUAGCGUGUUCUCCAUGCCAGCAUCCAACGGCGGAGCGGUCGGUGCGGCCGGGGGAGCGCAGGGAGCGGCGAGGCGUCCCAACCCGCAGCUGGGGCCUGGCGGCGGGGAGGCCAACGGCGUUUCGAACGGAGCUCCGCCGACUGCGCAGAACUCCCUGCAGCAGCCCGCUGCGGCAGCUGCUGCGGCAGCCGGGGCCAUGGCCACCCCGGCGUCCAACAUGGCAACUACCGCAGCGUCCAACGCCUCCCAGGCGGCCGCGCCGACCGCCACCCCGGCCGCCGCGUCCGUGCUGGUGUACCGGGAGCCGGUGUACAACUGGCAGGCGACCAAGAGCACCGUCAAGGAGAGGUUCGCCUUCCUGUUCAAUAACGAGGUGCUCAGUGACGUGCAUUUCUUGGUCGGCAAGGGGAUGGGGGUCCAGAGGAUACCGGCGCACAGGUUUGUUCUGGCUGUGGGCAGCGCGGUGUUUGAUGCCAUGUUCAAUGGGGGCAUGGCCACCACCUCCACGGAGAUCGAGCUGCCCGACGUGGAACCUGCAGCUUUCCUGGCCCUGCUCAAAUUUCUCUACUCUGAUGAGGUCCAGAUUGGACCCGAGACGGUGAUGACAACCCUUUACACAGCUAAGAAGUAUGCAGUCCCGGCCCUGGAGGCUCACUGUGUGGAGUUUCUCAAGAAAAACCUCAGAGCAGACAAUGCUUUCAUGCUGCUCACACAGGCACGAUUAUUCGAUGAACCACAGCUCGCCAGCCUCUGUUUAGAAAACAUUGACAAGAAUACUGGAGAUGCACUCGCUGCAGAAGGCUUCACGGACAUAGAUUUGGAUACUUUGGUUGCGGUGUUGGAGAGGGAUACUCUGGGAGUUCGGGAGGUGCGUUUGUUUGGAGCUGCAGUACGCUGGGCUGAGGCUGAGGCUCACAGGCAGCAGCUGCAGCCCACACCGGAGAACAAACGGAAAGUCCUGGGAAAGGCUCUGACACUCAUCCGCUUCCCGCUUAUGACCAUCGAAGAGUUUGCUGCAGGUCCAGCUCAGUCCAGUAUUCUGACCGACAGAGAGGUGGUGAGCCUCUUCCUUCACUUCACCGUAAACCCAAAGCCUCGCGUGGAUUUCAUCGACCGGCCUCGCUGCUGCCUCCGCGGGAAGGAGUGCAGCAUCACGCGUUUCGGUCUGGUGGAGAGCCGCUGGGGUUACAGCGGGACAAGUGACCGCAUCCGGUUCUCUGUAAACAGAAGGAUAUUUGUGGUUGGAUUUGGACUUUAUGGCUCAAUACACGGACCCACAGACUACCAGGUCAACAUACAGAUUAUUCACACGGACAGUAACACUGUGCUGGGACAGAACGAUACGGGCUUCAGCUGCGACGGCUCAGCAAACACCUUCAGAGUCAUGUUCAAGGAACCAGUGGAAAUCCUCCCCAACGUCAACUACACUGCCUGUGCUACACUUAAGGGUCCGGACUCUCAUUACGGGACAAAGGGAAUGCGAAAGGUAACGCAUGAGUCAUCAUCCACUGGCACAAAGACGUGUUUCACCUUCUGCUACGCAGCGGGAAACAACAACGGCACGUCUGUAGAGGACGGACAGAUCCCCGAGGUCAUCUUCUACACAUAGUCGCCUCAGACACCGCAGCGAUCUUCCAUCAAAUGUGACAACCUGACUCCAGCGCAGGGCCACACCUCACCAGCUGUACUGGGGAUUAAACUUUUCAGACGUCAUACUGUUCCCUCCAUAUAGUGCACUACUGUCGCCCGCAUGGUAAGCCAGGCCGCUGAGAGGCAGCGUAGGCCUUUACAUUGGGCGUAGCUUUUUCGCUUUGAGAUGCUGUCUCGCUCUUUCUCAGCGGGCCUCACUGAUCCCUUUGUGUUGUACUGAUGCCAGCCUGAGACAGAAAUGACUGUAAAGUGACUCCACAAAGGAGAGAGUGGGGGGAGAGAAAGGGGGGGAAGCGGCACCUCAGAUCUAAUCCACAGGAUCAUUGUCAUUGCUGGGGUUUGAAGGCAUAAGGCUUGACACUGAAUUCUUUUGAAGCUGUGCAAUUCCCCUUCUUGUACUCCGCCGCAUUAAUGUAAAGGAGAGUCGCAACUGUAUGAAUGUACAGUUAAACAGAUUUGCCAAGACCAGAUCAUCCUCACCGUUUAGUACAGUGAAAGAGUUUUCUAUCAGUUCCACGUUAGCUGUAAUUUCCAUAGACUGACAGACCUCAUAGGCUUUAUGAAAUCUUGGUGAAUUUCAGCCAAGCUUCAUAUUAAUGUUAAUAUGAUUAUGGUAAGCAAUUUUCGGGUUUCUACAUACAAUACAAUCUGUAAUAUCUUGUGUCCUUGCUUGGUAGUUGCCUAUACCCAAGAUACCUUGCACUUCUUGGCCUUGCAUAAUUUUUUUUUUUUUUUUUUUUUGGUUCUAUGGAUGCACACUAACUCUUCAGAGAGGUUUCUUUCUUGCUUUGUUUUAAAAAGUGUGUGCAGAAGAGCUUUCCAUCUUGGUGCAGAAGUGAAAGGGUUGUAUAUUAAAGUGGCAUUUAUUAACAUUAUAUAUGUAACUUGAGUUAAGUAUCAAUUAAAGAGUGAAAACAUU
Molecule: messenger RNA, 2652 nt
Organism: Salarias fasciatus (jewelled blenny)
Lineage: Eukaryota; Metazoa; Chordata; Actinopteri; Blenniiformes; Blenniidae
Product: BTB/POZ domain-containing protein 2-like
Exons: 9
Coding region: 1-1692 (563 amino acids)
Biological process (GO): neurogenesis
Cellular component (GO): cytosol; P-body
Molecular function (GO): protein binding
Source: RefSeq, a predicted model, not a curated record